Schistocerca gregaria is the source of this 14493-nucleotide messenger RNA. RefSeq names its product signal recognition particle 54 kDa protein (gene Srp54k). Gene Ontology annotation, cellular component: cytosol; signal recognition particle, endoplasmic reticulum targeting. The transcript has 9 exons. Lineage: Eukaryota; Metazoa; Arthropoda; Insecta; Orthoptera; Acrididae. Gene Ontology annotation, biological process: SRP-dependent cotranslational protein targeting to membrane, translocation; SRP-dependent cotranslational protein targeting to membrane. The coding region runs from base 177 to 1691 and encodes 504 amino acids. The record is from RefSeq and is a predicted model, not a curated record. Gene Ontology annotation, molecular function: ATP hydrolysis activity; GTPase activity; GTP binding.
AAACGUCAGGAUGUCGAAGUGCAUUUCAUGAUAUCUUCCCGCUGAUUGUUUUGCUGAUAUGUUACAUCUUUGGAAAACACGGCCAGCAUCAUCUGCUGUCGCACGAGUGUGUCGUUUUGUAGUUGUAGUGUAAUAGUGUAAAUUUCUGUUUGUGUUGACUUAAGAAGAAAGACAAAAUGGUUUUAGCAGAUCUAGGACGAAAAAUCACCUCGGCGUUGAGGUCUCUAAGCAAUGCCACGGUCAUUAAUGAAGAGGUCCUCAAUGCUAUGCUAAAAGAGAUAUGUGCUGCUCUCCUAGAAGCUGAUGUGAAUAUAAGAUUGGUUAAGAAACUUCGUGAGAAUGUACGCUCGGUUAUAGAUUUUGAUGAAAUGGCAGGUGGUUUAAAUAAGAGGAGAAUGAUACAGAGUGCUGUCUUCAAGGAGCUCGUUAAGUUAGUCGAUCCAGGUGUGAAAGCACACCAGCCUGUGAAAGGAAAACCGAAUAUUAUAAUGUUUGUCGGGCUUCAAGGUUCUGGAAAGACAACAACUUGUACAAAACUAGCGUACCACUAUUUGAAGAAGAAUUGGAAGGCAUGCUUGGUUUGCGCAGACACAUUCCGUGCGGGUGCUUAUGACCAACUCAAGCAGAAUGCUACAAAAGCAAGAAUUCCAUUUUAUGGGAGCUACACUGAAGUAGAUCCUGUAGUUAUAGCACAAGAUGGUGUAGAAAUGUUUAAGAAAGAAGGCUUUGAGAUAAUAAUUGUUGAUACAAGUGGACGACAUAAACAAGAAGAAUCACUUUUUGAAGAAAUGUUGCAAGUUUCAAAUGCAAUUAAACCAGAUAAUAUCACAUUCGUCAUGGAUGCAACAAUAGGUCAGGCCUGUGAAGCACAGGCUCGUGCAUUCAAAGAGAAGGUUGACGUUGGUUCAGUUAUAAUAACAAAGCUUGAUGGACAUGCUAAGGGUGGAGGUGCUCUCAGUGCUGUUGCAGCUACACAAAGUCCUAUUAUUUUCAUCGGAACAGGAGAACAUAUUGAUGACUUUGAACCAUUUAAAACUAAACCAUUCAUUAGUAAGCUUUUAGGGAUGGGUGAUAUAGAAGGUUUAAUUGACAAAGUAAAUGAGCUGAAACUUGAUGACAAUGAGGAAUUAAUAGAAAAGAUAAAACAUGGGCAGUUCACAUUACGUGAUAUGUACGAGCAGUUUCAGAAUAUUAUGAAAAUGGGUCCUUUUUCACAAAUAAUGGGUAUGAUACCUGGGUUUAGUACAGAUUUCUUAUCGAAAGGUAGUGAACAGGAUUCAAUGGCCAGAUUGAAGAGGCUCAUGACAAUUAUGGACAGCAUGAAUGAUGGUGAAUUAGACAGCCGCGAUGGUGCAAAACUAUUUACAAAACAAUCCUCAAGAAUAGUGAGGGUUGCACAAGGUUCAGGAGUGACUGAAAGGGAAGUUAAAGAACUUAUCUCACAGUAUACAAAAUUUGCUGCAGUUGUAAAGAAGAUGGGUGGAAUAAAAGGAUUAUUCAAAGGUGGUGAUAUGGCAAAGAAUGUAAAUCAAGCCCAGAUGACGAAACUUAAUCAACAGAUGGCGAAGAUGAUGGAUCCUAGGGUUCUUCAACACAUGGGUGGAAUGCCAGGACUUCAGAAUAUGAUGAGGCAGUUGCAACAAGGAGCAACAGGAGGUCUUGGAAACCUAAUGGGUUUCGGAAAUAAGUGAUAAUAGGUUUAACAGUGAUGACACAUACUGCAUAUUUAUUCUACAUUCGAGUAUGAAAAUUGCAGUUUGGUUUAUUUAUAACUUCCAAAUAAUUACUCAGUGCAAAAAAGAAAUGGAGUAUUCUGUCUGCGAUCUUAAUAGUUACGAAAUUUGCAGAAUGGUAUCUAGAAUUUGGACAUCUUUGCAUGCCUGUUACAAAAUUGAAUGUCUUCUCAAAUUUAACAUUUGAAAUGAUUUGAAUGUAAAUUGAGAAAAUGAGAGUAAAAAUAGCAAGAAAUAAAUUCAGUGGGCCUGCAUGUACAAGUUGUUGUUAAACUUUCAAAAGUAUCAUAUACAAAUUUUUCUACUAACUAAAACCCAGUAAAGAGAAGUGUACCCCACUCACCUGAUUAAAAUUUUGUAUGGCAGGCAAAAUAAGUUAAGUAUAUCUUUCUUUUGAAGAGACACACAAUGUAUGAAGGGAAAGAAAUUGGCAGUCAUACUGUAAUUUAAGGGUAUAAAGUGAAAGAUUGAAACAAUCCUCCAUGAUUUAGGUGAAAAUGCCUUGUCUUGUAAUUUUUUCCAUUCAGAUUUCAUGUUCGACAUCUUUGUUCCCAUUUCACAGUAAUGACUUGUCAUAACAACAUGGAUAGCUGGUCAUCUUAAAUAUAUUUUUCAGUGUGUGUGUGUAACCAAGACCCACAAAUUCUGUGAGUAGAUCUGGUUCAUGAAGAAUUGUGGUUUUGUUACCACAGAGUUGUUACUAUGGCAGGCACCUGACUGGUUCCCAGGAAGGAGACAAUUUCUUCAGUAUCCUAAGGCACUGUGGGAGUCUCUUUCAAAAAAAGAAAAAAAAACACAGCAUGUGUGCAUUUCCUAUGUUUCUGUAGAUGAUUGUGUCUUUGACAGGUUGUAUGUGUAUAAGGAUGUGCUCACUAGUUACAGUUCCUGGAGGGUAAUUUUGCAUGACUGUUGCACUUUUCUGUACCAGAGUCCAACUCUGGUAAAUAGCAGCAUUCUAACAACAAAUACCUUAACUUCACAGUAUUUGUUGUUCUAACAACUUAUAAAGAGGUUUGUGGGCACUGUACAGAAAUAUAACACCCUGAUAAGUGGAAUUUUAUGGUGCUUACUAUGCUUCAACACCUUUAUAUUGCUCCUAAUAGAAGUCACCAUUCAGUAGUACCUAUUAUUUGUCCAUCGUCUGCCUGCAAUAUCACCUCAUAGUUGUGCUAAUGUUAUACCAAUCAUUCCCAAUGGUUUUACAGUAUUCGUUUGGUUUGUUUCAGUCUGUUACAGUUUUCUCAAAAUGAACUAAACAUUUUGUGCAUCACACAAUGAGCAUGAUCGUCGAUUUGUCAUCUAAUAAUUUACACAUGGUUUUUGGAGUGCUAAUGUGAUUAUUAUUAUUAUUAUUAUUAUUAUUAUUAUUAUUAUUAGUGCAAAGCAGAAUUAAUUUUAUUGUGUGAUUCAUGGCAGCUACUUAAAGUAUGUGCUUGCAUUUGUAUUUUUGGUUUUGCUUUUCGUGAGAGAUCAAAUGGGUAUCCAUCAGUUAAGACUUUGAAGUUAAACUGUAAGAAAAAAUACACAUAUACUCUUCAGACUCCACAUGCAUAGCUCUAUUACUAACAGUAUAUUGAUACUGCAUGAGACACCCAUAGUGUGUUGUGUGGCAGUUUAUCUUUCAUCCUAACAUGUUUUAAAAUAAUAAUACUCACUGCUUUGACAAUCCAAGCAAUAUAAAGAAACACUUUUUUCAUGUCUAAUGUACAGAUCUUCAUCUGUGCUAUGGUCUGUCUAGUGAUACUCAGUAUCCUGUUGUUGCAUAAUUUCAAAAAGUCUUUUUGUUUUGCUUAUUGUUACCACUAAUUUACAUUCAUAAGGGCAGUAAGAAAGUAUGAAAAUGGAAAAAAAAAAAGCAAUCCAGGGCACCACUAGAAUGAAUGUUGCCCUCGUAAUUAUACUACAUACAUGCUCAAGUUAUUAGAUUAAAAUCAUUUACCUUGCAAAAGAUAAAUUUAUUACAAACCUAUAUACAAGAAUUUACAUUCAUGCACUUAAUACCAAGCACGCCUUUAUUCAUCGUAGAUGGUUGUGCUGUGGAAUUGUUUUCAUCAACUUUUCACAUGGUAUGAAAAUAUUUCCUGUAACAUCUCUUCUUUAAAGUUAAAACUACACAUUUAAAUUGAUGAUAAUUAUGACAACAGACAUUAUAAUACCUGAUUAACAUUUAAAAAAGUAUAAGGCACAGGGACAUAACAGCCAAUGACUUUUCUCACAAACAAGAAGUAAUGCUGUUUAUACUACUAAAUCACUGUGUCCACUUAGAGGUGCACUAGUAGUGUGCCCACACUGUGAAAAUUAAAUCAUUGUGUGAUUUAUUACAAAAAGGGUGCAUCUGCAGCACUCUAAAAUGUCAACAUCAAACAAAAAGAGGAUAUUUCUUUAAUUUAUGCAGUUUAAUUUCAAAGUAUUAGAAUAACUUGCUUUAGUCUAAUAAUUUGAAUACACAGUUUUCUUAAUUUGUGCAAAGAGACUGCACUGUCAUUCUUUGAAGAAGUACCUUCAGAGGCAGCCCACUUCAGUUUUAAGUUCUGCAAUUUUCAUUUGGUUCCCUCUUGGCUUCUGCACUGCUCAACUUGAGAUGUGUGGGCCCUACCUUUGUCUGAAGCAGUAGGUAUAGGUAUAUCGUGUGUGUGUGUGUGUGUGUGUGUGUGUGUGUGUGUGUGUGUGUGUGUGUGUGUGUGUGUGUGUGUGUGUGUGUUGGGGGAGGGGGUUACUAGAGUUCUGAGUAUUCUUUGCACUGCAAAUACAGGAAAUGUAAAUACAUGAUGUUUUAUAAGUGGAGGCCAUUAAUGCUACUGAAGCAUUGAGUGCUUAUACGACUAAUACGGUGUGUGUAUUAUUAUAAUCUGGAGACGUGGCUUUCCAGUAAUGAUGACCAUUAUUCCUUCAUCAUGUAUGAAUACAUGAUACUGACAAAAUAGCUGCAGUGAGAAGUCCCAUAAAGUUUGAGGAUGACUAGUAUAACAAUGACGAUGAUGAUGAUGAGUAUGAAUUAUUCCAGUACUAAUAAUGAAGAUCUAAGUGCAAAUUUUGAGAUGGCCAAAUUCAGGUGGUCAUCCUUUUGUACCAACAGAAAUCACAUUAUACUCUGUGUAAAUAAGAAUUCAAAUGUAUUUCUACAACCCUCUGGCGUGGAAAACUGUUUGCUAAGACAGUCUGUUGCGACAGUGUGAAGAAUGUUCAGAACAGUAUGUAAUCAGGAAAGAAUAAUUAAGAUCUCUACUGAUGCUGUGAAGAAAAUGACUUCAUUGAUUGCUAAUAUUACCUGUUCACAGGUUAUGAGACCAGAACACCACAGUAUGAUUUUUGCUGCUUGUCGCAAUAUCAUACAUGCAUUAACAGUUCUAUCUGUAUUACAUAUCUUAAUAUUUAAUCCAGCUUAAAUUGUGAAGUGAAGAAUUUCUGCAAAGGAAUAAUUCAAAAAUUAUUAAUUUUUUUGAAGUAUCUGAAAGCAAAAUAUUUGCAUAGCACUAUCCUGAGUGCACAACAUUCAACAGAAACUAACAUAUGUGCAAAUUAUUUUCUAUCUCAUUAAUCACUUUCAUUAUACGUGUUACUUAACCGUUUUGCUGCUCUGAUCUUGUGUACACAUCCUACUACGCUGUUCCCCAGGUGCUGCGGACACGUAUACACGCGCCGCUUGGGUUUUUGUACAGUCCUAUGGAUGUUUGGAUGAGUCCUGAGCUGCUGACUUCUCACUGCUGCAGAGAAGUUACUUCCAUAUCUCUGUGGAUAAAAAAGUUUGAGUAUUUAUUGUACAACAUGUGUACCUCAUUGUGUGCUAUUAUUCACCAAAAAAAAACCUCAUUUAGGUAUCUUGAAUCAUUUGAGAUAUGACGGUUGUCAUAACCACGAUUUGUGAUGCGCAAGGACGUGAAUGGGUGCAUCAUAUGCGGCCACAUUUAGAUAUGAAACCCAAUAACUCAAGAAGGAAAUGAGAUACCAUUCUGCUCUCAAUUUUAAAUAAUAUUUUGAUAUCUUAUAUAUAUUUCAUUCACUUCACUCUAUGGGUUAAAAUCAGCCAUACACAAAGCUUACGCAGUGUGUUUAACCUCUGCAGAAUCUAUAAAUUUCACUCAGUGCUUUACUUAAUUUUCUGCAGUGCAGUAACUAUGGCACAUAAUGAAAAGAAAUUCAGCUCUUUAUAAAGCACAAAGAUGUCAGUCAAAAAUCAACUUGUUUCAAGUAAUAGUUUUAAAAAAAUUGUGUAAGUAUUUCAUAUCGGUCAGAAUGCUGUCUCUCAACACAGGUACCAACAUUUGGCGAGCAAUGUGGCCAUAACAAAAACCAUACUCAGCAUGGAAUGUAGAAAGCACAUCUGUAGCAGCGAAAGGGUUAACAAUAUUUACUGAUGAAAAUUUUCCAAAACAAGGUGUCAGAAACAAAAGAAUAUCAUGGCCUUUAGCUUAAUAGUGUUCCUUCUCUUACGUAACUCCUUACCAGUUCUUGCAUCUUAGCUCACAGAGGACUUUAUAAGCCAAAAUAACUUUUCGUUUAUUGAAGUCACCAUUCCCCUGUUCACAAGCUAGUACAUUCUUCCUCAUUGUCUUCACUUCAUGAUAGUACAUUCUUCCUCAUUGUCUUCACUUCAUGAUAGAAAACAGCCUGAAUACAUGUACGCUAGAGCUGUAUCUAUUUUGUUUAGUUAUCAUGUUACAAAAAUAAGAGUAAUCACAAAGAAAUUGAAGGAAAUGGACUCCACAUUUUAUAUAUGGAACUGAAAUGAAGUAAAGACACCAAGAGAAAUAUGGACAAGUAGAUGAACAUUUGGACUGACUCAGGAUAGUGCAUUGUAAACAUUUGGCAUAUCUGAGAUAACUCACAAUGAUGAACCAAGAGGUUGAAAAGUAUUGGCACUGAUGUCAUUCGAUUUCUCUCCCCAUACAUCCAAAUUUGGAGACGAGUGUCAGUAUCACUUGCAUACUUCCAUUAUUUACUUAAUACAAUCCUUUUGUGAAGUGUUGAUACUAAAACAGAAUGUUUAUUGAAACAUGAUUACUAUAAUUUCGUCACUAAUCCGCUCCUUUCACUUGACAAAUCAAGUCUGAAAUAAACCAUAUAAUUUAGAUUUAACUGACGACCCUUUACUAACUACAUAAAAUGUUAUAAAACAUAUAAAAGUAGACAUAUGAUGUGCCUUACAUAAUCUUUGCACAGAUGUUACUGUCUGUUAUUUCCCCCUAUACUGUUAGUUUUGUGUGCUUCGAUUACUGCUUUGCAUAGCUGCUAUAAGAUAUACACUCAUUAGCAGUUGAAUUAGAGGUACAUACUGAUUAGCGUGUAGCACUCUGUUUUGACCUGACGAUACUGGUGUCUUGUCAUGCUACAGACAUUGAGGUGCUAAAAGGAAUUUUUGUGGAGAGGGUGAGGGAUGGGGAGAGACAUACUGACCGACAACCGCUCAACCACUUACCACAACUAAUGGAAAAUAGACAGAGCUAUUUUCAGGUCAUGCAUCUCACGAUUGGUGUUCUACAUAUGCUCAAUAGGGUUCAUUUCAUGUGAUGGAUGGGAGCUAGAGCUGAGGAGGAUGAGGACAAGGGGGAGGGGGAGAACACACAAGCAAUAUCAUGACUGUAGAGUGUUCUUCAAAUCAUUCUGACAUUGUUGAGGAAUGAUAGGAUGGUGGAUGGUGCUUUGUCUCGGGGGUCACACAUUGCUUGCAGGAUUCUGUAAUCAAACUAAUUUAUGCAUGUGGCUGGAUCGUAUGUUUUUGUAUUUUUCUGUAGUGGAAGAUUAAGGCACACUAAUAGGAGCCCUAUUUAAUCCUGUGCAAACAUCCUCCACAUAAGAGCACCUUUACUACAUGCUCCAGUGGUGUCCUGUUGAUAAGUGUGGUGCAUUGUUUUAUGAUGUUUUUUAUGUUGUUUGAUGUGUAUCAGCACAUAUCAUUACUCCUUAAUCCCCGGUGACCUUUCUCCAUGCUUUGGAAGUCCGGUGAUGGUGGUUGUGCACCCAUGCUAAUCUCUGCACCCUGUGACAUGCUAUGUACAGAGGUACAUAUGUGGGCCAGCGGCUUCUGUACCCAACAGCAUGUUGGUGUUUCUGGAAUGAUACUGCUUCUCACUGGUUAUUGUUCCCCAACAUUAACUUAAUGAGUGAUUUGCUUCACUGUGACUAGACAAGUCACAGUUAGAGACCACAACAGUUGACCCUAGCAGCAGCAGUCUUCUUAGAAUUGAGAUACUCUGUUUAGACUUGACACAAUAACAUCUGAAAAUUGCAGUGCCUGCAUGGCCUUGGAUAUGAAAGGUUCCAUGCAUAAGAAAACAAUAAUUUGGCUGUGAACAAACACACUGAUGUUGCACAUCUUGCACUCAACUGUCAUAUGAGUGGCCAGUUUGAGGUCAGUCGACUUUUCAGUCAUGUGACCAGCUAUUUCUAAUGUUAUUGCUGUUGAGUGUUUGAUGUGAUAGACUUUAGGUACAAUAUUCCAUAUUACAUGCAAAACUGUAGCCCCCUCGUGUGCCCUCUACUAGCUGUGUGAACCAGUUCACAGGUCAGAUGAUAACAAGGACAUGCAGUCUCCAAUAGAACAAUACCUAGUAAAUAACUCUAUUGUCAAACUAAUGUAGAGACUGGUGACUUUUGUAUUUUAUACAUUAAAAAUUAAGUCCAUUGUUAUCAUGUUGUGGUAGUUUUAAAUACAGGACUUAGUAAUAGAUACAUAUACAUUUAGGUGUUAAGUGGAAAUAGUCCACAACAUUCAGUUCAUUUGAAGAAAAUAUUGUUGUGGUAACAUUACUCUAUGAAUAGUUUGAUGGAAAAUUUAUCAAAUGCUAAAUCUAUCACAUAAAUUGUAUAAGUAAUUCUGACACUUCUUGCGAGGCAGACUGAUUGCUGGUUCUGUCCUGUACCUUCUUCUUCUUAUUAUUAUUGUUUGAUAGACUUGUUCCUUUGUAUAAGAUGAUAAUGUUAUUCGCCUGUUGUGAGAGGAUCACCUUUUCAAGUCUGCAGAUAGAUAUUUAGUUCUAUGUCUCAUAUUACGUAACAUAAAACUGUACCAAGGACUAUUACAGCCUGUGUUGUUGUCUGCUGAAAGACAUUUCACAUUUUCAAGAGUGUGUGUGUGUGUGUGUCACAUCGUCAUCAUCAUUAUUAGUAGAUAACAUUGCAAUGUAUAGGAGGUUUUAAUAUGAUUCAUUAUAUAGUUUUAUUUAUCUUGCACACAUUGGGGAGUUAGUUUUCCCCUGCUAUAACUGGGUGCCACACAAGAAGACAACAGCGCGAUGCAUUCUGUGCAGAGAGUGACAGAGUUCCUUGUGGUGGCAUUAGUGUGCGCUGUGUGUCUGUCCCAUGCUCACACUCCAGUCAUUGCCAACUGGUGAUGAAUGGGUGAGCACGACACCCAGCCACUGUUUCUAUUUCUGAUUCUGCCUAGCAGAAUUUACAUGCUCGAGAAACUAUCAGUCACUUCUUGAUGUAAUACUCAUAAUGUUUGCUUUAUGUAACACAUAAUGAACACUACAGUGGCUAAGUAACCUCACUAUACUUACACUAACGUGAGAAUGAAUGCUAAAUGUUCACACACAACCCAAUGCACAUGCUACCGACAUGUUGCAGAAUUAUGCUUUUGGCUGGUGUGUCACAUGGUUCACUGAUCUUCGUCACUGCACAUCACCCCACCACCUGCCUUCUUGUGUGCGCGCUCCACUAUAUCAUCAUAUCACCUACAUUUCUAUUGUCGUGUGAACAUUUGCCUCAGAAACCUGUUAUUUACAUUCCUAGCAAUGAUUACUUGCACAUAAUUAUUUUUCAGGAUUGUAAAUUUCAAUUUUAUUUUAUUUUUUUUUUUUUUCAGAAACUCCAUAAACCAUGUGUCCUUUUUAGCCUUCUUUAUAUAGUUUUCUAUCCUGCCGCUCUUACGUGUGCAUGCCACAGUAGACAAUAUAGACAAAUAAAUUAAUUUUUAGUAAAAGUAGUUCUUUUUGCAUAUUUUGCAAUUUACCUUUUCAUCAUUUGCUGUAAUUCACCAAAAAGCCUUCCUGCAAUGCGUUUAUUGUGUUGGGGGCAGGUUUUAUAUUUAUUUUUCUUUUCAGAUUUCCCCUCUAGUGUUUUCCAUUGCAGCUGCUCAAUUAUAAUGGCAUAUCACAUGUACAUUUUCUGUAUAGCCAGUUUUUGCCCACAGCACUUCUAACAAAAUGCUAAUGUAUGCUUCAGAUUGUUAUUUUCCUACUGGAGCUGAUCAUCAUUGUCGUGAGUACCCAUUGAUAUGCAUCUGUUGUAAAGAGAUUGCGGCAAAUCCAGUAGUAACCAACAACCUCUAAAGUAGUCUGAAAAUUAUAGUGGCCUGCUAUUACCAUUGUACUAUCACAGAAAUUUUGCUUGAAAUAUUCUGCAGAGGCAACUGCUGUUUCCUUAGCAAAUAAAAAUGUCCUGGUACUAAUCAUUACAUACCUUAGACUGUUUCAGAUACACAAUUCGUACAUUCUGUGUCAUAUAUGACCUUGCUACUUCUGAAACUAUACUACACAAACAACUAUCUUUUGUUGAUGAUGUUUGUAUUUGUGAUGAAAUUAUUAAAUUACAUCAUUAUUCCUUUAUUGACCAACACUUUAUAUGUCAGAAACAAUAUGUAAGGGAUCGAGGGUAGACAAUUUAUGAUAGUAUAUAAGCGAGUGUAAAUAUAGUCAGUGUUAAAAAGUAGCGUAAAUUUUGGUGUGUACUGUUUAAAGCCACAUUUACACGGAGUUUAAAAACACAUUUCUGUACAUGACAUUGUCUCUGACAAAAUCUGCAACAUGUUCGCAGCUAUGUUCAUGGUUUGUAUCUCCAUCUGCCCUAGUAACAAGUAUUUAUGUAUGUUUAUUAGCAUCAUCUGUUAUGUCAAAGCUAGUGGCAAACACUUCAUGUUGUGUGUUUGAAUUGCAUUCUAUGCUAUGUCCAACAAAAAUGGUGAAUUAUACGUGGUGCUGUGUUAAUAAUAAAGGAGAAUAUAAGGAAGCAUUGGUGGUUAAGAACAGACUGUACAAGAUGUGGCAGGAGUUACAUGCUGUGCAAGCAGAAUUUGGAGGAUGGUGCUGAUUUUUGUAACUUCGCCAGGAUAUCACCGUCCGGUUUUGAAAUUCUAAAGAAUAUGAUAGAGCCAUUUGUUUCAAAGAAAAACACACAUUUCAGAAAAGCAGUUCCUGUAAAGCAAAGAGUUCGUGUUGCUAUUUAUUUUUUGGCAAAGCCUUGAACAUUUAUUCAGUUUCUCAAAGCCAGGUAUAGCUUAUACAGGAUGGUCAGAAACAGUACGAAGAGUUUGUGAGAGUGUUGUGAGGUAGGUUCUGCUGAGAAACAAUUGUUCAGAAGAAAAUUAGUUAGUGCAUCAUUUGUGAUGUAAUUAGCAUGGCCAAUCAGACCAUUGUGCAUGCAAAUUCAAGUGGUCCCAGAGAAAGUGUUUUUUGUUUGGUUUUCUUAAAAUGAACCUGAGAGCAAUAGAAGAACUAGACAUAGGACAGUAGUACGGAUCGAACGUGAGCCAAAACCUCAGCACUUUUGUGCACUGUUGUUCAUGCUAUGAGAACAACUGACACUAAUUGUAUUUGGUGGUCCACUUGAAUUUGCAUGCGCAAUGGCCUGAUUGGGAAACUUUAAUGUUAAUUAACUCGGAAACAGUGCAACAUAUUGAAUUUUUUUUCUUAACAAUUAUUUCUCUGCACAACCUACCCUGUAACCCCCUUACAAGCUUUUCAGAUUGUUUCUGACCAUCAUGUAUAGUUUCAACAGUUUGUCAAGGCAAUUUAAGUAUGUAAGUAACAUUGACAGACAUGUUUUAUUGCAAAUAAAUACUUUCAGUACAUUAACAAAGACAGUGAGUCCAUAAAGUCAUGAUCCAGUUUUGAUCAGUAACAGAAAAGCAAUCAAACAAGAAAGAAAUAUGAAACAAGAAGGAACUGAAAGACACACUCUCAUUGUGUGUCUACCUGUUCAGCACAGUUCAAUGUCACUUCAAUUUGUUGCUCUACACAAAUCUAAUUGGUAUUUCCUUCCCACACACUUGUAAGGACAUCUAGUGUAACAGAGUGAAUUGUGUCUGUGGUUCUCUGUUUUAAAUGAUUGAUGACAUUGAUACAUUCUCUGCACACAAAUUGCUUCACAUAACCCCAAAGGUAAUAGUCUGAUGGUGUUAGGUCCAGGGAUCUUGGUGGCCAUGACUUAAAACCACCCCUUCCUGUCCACCACAGGGGAAAUUAUGUAUCCAGAAACUUGUGAACCGUGUUCGUGUAGUGUGGAGAGGAGUGUUGUCUUGUUUAAGAGGACUCUUUGUGGAAAUUGUGGAAUUACAACAUGUCAGGGUAAUUGUUUGAUGUCGUAGUCUGCUCUGCAAAGAAAAACAGGCCCUUAACUACUUCAUGUGUCAGGACGCACCACACAUUCACCUUAGAGGUGUUACGUUUAUACACAAUGUGGGCAUAAGGAAUUUCAGAAGCCCAUAUUUUGAUGUUACAGUGAUGAACAUGACCACAGUCAUGGAAUGUGGCCUCAUUGCUAAACACAAUCUUCCUCAUAAAUUGUUCUUCAUAAUCAGUCUCGUUAAACUUAACUGUAACAAACUCUAAUCAUUUUGGUCUAUCAGUCCGUUUGAUAGUAUGCAAUAAUUGCAAUCUGCAACCCGAAAAACAAAUAUGUUACUUUAAAACCUUAUGAACAGCAAUCUUUUUUAGGCUUAAGCCUCAAGUGCGCGCACACCAAUUUUUGGUGCUCCUUAGGUAGCUGUGGCAUAUAGCUUCUUCAGACUUGUCUCUUACCGAAGGCCCUUUAACGGCAUAUCCUACCAAUUAAUGUUAUUUCUAUGUGGUGGCUCUUCACUGUACAUGUGAUGAUAUUCAGAUUGAACACUGCGCACAUAUUCGAAUUUAGCAAGCUGCAAAAGACAGUGAACUUUCCUUUGCACCAUCCACAUCUCAACUGAUGUGGCCUGAUGUGCUCCUGCUACAUGGUUUGUCGUGUUGUGUCACCACCUUGCCCGGGUACACCAUUUAACUUCAUUACAUAAACUCUUUGCAAUACUGUCCAGUGUAGAGAAAGCUUCAACCUUUCGUUUCAUUUAUGUUAGCCACAACCAGCGCUCCUAACUGCACUAUGACUUUACAGACACACUGUAUAAUCAAAUCAUCUUCAUUAUCAACACAGCCCUCCUCUUCCACAGUUAUGUUAUAGUUGGUACCAAUGAUUGUGGUGAGGAAAUUUUGUCAGUCCUCCUGCCACAUCCAAGCUCACUGAUAUUUUCUCUGUCCUCUCGCAUAAAUCCAUUUCUGCCUCAAAGAGAACCGGAUACAGUUUGUCUGUACUGUAUUUGUAGAUACCUCAGUUUCUUUUCCAUGUCACUGCUGUUGCUGUUAAGAACAGCAGUGAUUUACUGUAUGGAGUCCUGUUUUAACUUGGAUUUUUUAUAAUUUGCGCUUCACACACUCCACAUGUACUCUUCUCACAGUGUGUUUGAUUUUGACAACAUAUGUUUGAAGUUACCAAGCUGUAUGAGACAACACAAUUGCUAUAGUCUGUUACAUGAAGUAAGUCAUAAAAUAAACAAACACUAGUGCCACACAGUGGUAUUUAGUGGCUGCAGGCCAGAAACAAUGUUAUGCUUGAAACUCUGUAUAAAUGUGGCUUAACUGAAGAGUGAAUGAAAUUAACGUUUCUGGUGCAAAUUAUUCAGGUUACAGUUUCUGAAACAAAGUAAGUGUUCUGGUUGUUGUUCAACUAUUCUACAGAAGUGUCUGUAUAACAUUACUGGAUGAUCACAUGUUGCAUGCCUGAUAACUUUUCAUGAUGGUGUGUGUAUUCAGAUCACCCAGUUUUCUUCAUUUGUUAUAAAAUUAGUGAAAUAUACCAUUUUUCCUUUAAUAGGUAAAAUUGUAUACAUCUAAUUCAGUGUGUAAGUGAUCAGGUAUGGAAUAGGACUUUCUACUGCUAAAUGAUGGUGAAAAAAUUUGUAGACAUGUGAUACAUGUUUGUACAGAGGCAGAUGUAAUCCGGACUUCUCAAUCAUUUUUCCAAGUUAUUUAUUUGUACUGAUCACUUGAAGAUAUAGCCAUGGAGGCCAAAAUCAACUGAUUGUUUGGAAACAGACAUUUCUCUGUAAUUAAACCCUAAUAAAGGAAAGAUAGUCACUUCAUAAUUUUUAUGCAGGCUGUGGAUCCCAGUUCCGAGAAAUUAUUUGUAGUAAAGUUGCUGUCUCUGAAUUUCCAUUACAAACAUUCUCUUUCUAAUUUUGUUGUCAGUUAAACAAUCAGACUCAUACCCAAAAUUGUUAGUUGUGUUUUCAGGGAAACUGUAAUAGGUAUUUGUAAAUAAACCUGGAAAAAUGAUGAGAACUGGUUAUACAGUUCUACCAUUUUAUACGUCUGGAAUUGUUUCAUACCUUUAAUGUGUGUUGGUGAAAGCUCAUAAAGAGCAUUCACCUGCAGAACUGACCAUCCGAGCUGUUGACUGGAGCAUGUAAAUCGUGUAUUGUGUUUUUAUAUAAAACAUAUAUGAAAGAGAGGCUGUAUCUUUAUAUGAUUAAUGUAAGCUGUAUAACUCUGAUAUUGCCCCUGUUAAUCUUUAGGCACAAAGUACAAAAUAACUGAGGUUAUAAAUUUUGCAAAAUUUGUGAAUGUUGCUACUUUGUGUGCAUUUAGAUUUGCCAGUUUACUGUGUCAUACUCUGUAAAUUUUACUGUACAAUAUGUAUAAUAUAUUGUUAUUUUUCUGUGUGUUAGAAGUUUUUGUAUUUUCAUGUCAUUCUAUGUGUAUAUAUAUAUAUAUAAGUAUUAAACUGUUGUAAAAGA